Fragaria vesca subsp. vesca is the source of this 1927-nucleotide messenger RNA. Its product is annotated as cationic amino acid transporter 8, vacuolar-like. The record is from RefSeq and is a predicted model, not a curated record. Gene Ontology annotation, molecular function: amino acid transmembrane transporter activity. Bases 1 to 1764 code for a protein of 587 amino acids. Gene Ontology annotation, cellular component: plasma membrane. Gene Ontology annotation, biological process: amino acid transport; transmembrane transport. NCBI's taxonomy places the organism in Eukaryota, Viridiplantae, Streptophyta, Magnoliopsida, Rosales, Rosaceae. The transcript has a single exon.
AUGGAUUCCCAACCGGAGCAGCAAGAACCCAGAAGCUACUGGAAAAGAUGGACCAAGCAAGACUUCUUCCCGGAACCCACUUUCCAAAACUUGACUUCCUACAAAGACGCCCUCUCCCACACUCCCUCCCGCCUCAAAGACCGCCUCCUCAACCGCUCCUCCGACUCCUUCGAGCUCCUCCACCUCCCCAAGCAAAGCGAGCACCACAUGAAACGCUGCCUCACCUGGUGGGACCUCAUCUGGCUCGGCUUCGGCUCCGUCGUCGGCUCCGGCAUUUUUGUCAUCACCGGCGAAGCAGCUCUCAUGGUCGGCCCCGCCAUUGUCCUCUCCUACGCCAUCUCCGGCCUCUCCGCUCUCCUCUCCGUCCUCUGCUAUACCGAGUUCGCCGUCGAAGUCCCCGUCGCCGGAGGCUCCUUCUCUUAUCUCAGGAUCGAGCUCGGUGACUUCGUCGCCUUCAUCGCUGCCGGGAACAUUCUCCUCGAGGCCAUUGUCGGCGCCGCCGGGCUAGGCCGGUCGUGGACGUCUUACCUGGCCAGCAUGAUCAACACAAACAACACUGACUUUUUAAGGUUUCGGGUGAGUUCACUUCCUGAUGGGUUCAACUUGUUGGACCCAGUUGCUGUUGUGGUUCUUCUAGUUGCUAACGGUAUAGCAAUGAGUGGAACAGCUCGGACUUCCAUGCUUAACUGGAUCGCUUCUAUUGCAAGUGCAUUGGUCAUUCUGUUUAUUAUAGUUGUCGGUUUUAUAUAUGGCAAGGUUGAGAAUCUGCGCCCCUUUUUCCCUUACGGGGCUGAGGGUGUUUUCAAGGCUUCGGCUUUGGUGUAUUGGUCUUAUACUGGUUUCGACAUGGUUGCCAAUCUUGCGGAGGAAGUUAAGCAGCCCUCGAAGGAUAUACCGGUUGGAAUGAUUGGUUCCAUGAGCCUGAUCACUGUCAUUUAUUGCUUGAUGUCUUUGGCUUUGGUUAUGAUGCAGAAGUAUACUGAGAUUAGUGCAGAUGCUGCGUAUUCGGUUGCGUUUACAGCUAUUGGGAUGAAUUGGGCUAAGUAUUUGGUGAGUAUAUGUGCUCUUAAGGGAAUGACUACGAGCUUGUUGGUUGGAUCUCUUGGGCAGGCUAGGUAUACCACGCAGAUUGCGAGGUCUCAUAUGAUUUCACCCUGGUUUGCUCUGGUUCAUCCGAAAACUGGAACCCCCAUUUAUGCUACUAUAUUGGUGACCAUAGCGAGUGCAAUUGUGGCCUUCUUUACUAGUCUGGAUGUGUUGUCGAGUGUGUUUUCUUUCAGUACGCUCUCUAUAUUCAUGUGUGUGGCUAUUGCAUUGCUUGUGAGGAGGUAUUAUGUUAAGGAUGUGACUGCUAAAAAGGACCUGGUCAAGUUUCUUGUGAGUUUAUUUGUUAUAAUUGGUUCUUCAAUUGCAAUUGCUGCGCUGUGGAACACAAAUGUGAGAGGUUGGGUUUGGUAUGUUGUGGCCGGUGUGAUUUGGCUUUCUGGGACUUUGUGGAUGGCAUUGCUUCCCAAGCGAAGAGUUGCCAAGGUUUGGAGUGUUCCACUAGUUCCAUGGUUGCCUGCAUUGUCCAUUGGAAUUAACCUCUUCCUCAUUGGGUCUCUGGGUUAUGUUGCAUUCUUGAGGUUUGCCAUUUGCACUGCAGUAAUGAUUGUCUACUAUUUGUUUGUUGGUGUACAUGCCACAUAUGAUGUUGCUCACCAGAUUGACCAACAACAAUCAAGGACUGAGGAGGGAAGUGCUAGUUCACAGGUACUGCUGUAGCAGAUUGAACAAGAAUGGACUCAUGUGAACCAAGUUACAUAUUCUCGUAUAUUUCAUUAGGUAUGUUUCAAUUUUAGCUGCUUUUAAUAUCAUUUUCCAUAUGUUGUAGUUUCAACAGAAAUUCAAUUGGUACAGAAAGUAAUUGAUUAUAUGAAAUUGGGUU